Molecule: messenger RNA, 535 nt
Organism: Guillardia theta CCMP2712
Lineage: Eukaryota; Cryptophyceae; Pyrenomonadales; Geminigeraceae
Exons: 8
Source: RefSeq, a predicted model, not a curated record
AGGUCAUACCGACGAACUGGGAUGGUUUUCCACUUCACUUCCAGCCCCUGCGAUGCAGCGCCAGAGGGCUACCUCUUGUACAUGGGGAAGGAUAAGUAUGAAAAUGAUGACCUCAUCAAGUUUGCCUGGCCGGAGGACGUCUGGUAUCACGUCGACAAGGAGUCUUCAGCACACGUCUACAUUCGCCUUCCAAGAGGUAGCCACCUGGCAGGAAAAGAAUGGUACAAGAACAUCGAUCCCAAAGUUGUCGAGGAGUGCUGUCAGCUGGUGAAAGCAAACUCAAUCAAGGGAAACAAGCUUGACAACAUCACUGUGGUCUUCACUCCUGCCAGCAACCUGAGGAAGAGUCAGGGGAUGGACACAGGACAGGUUGGCUUUCAUGAUCAAAACAUGGUGUUCAAGGAGAAGGUUCAGACCCGGAAAAAUGAGAUAGUGAACCGGCUAGAGAAAACGAAGAAAUGGGUUGAGGUUGACCUCGAGGCUGAUCUCAUGAAGCGACAGAAGGAGGAUAAGGCAGAGGCAGCCCGUAUCGCCG